UCUCGUGUUUGGUACAAUGAUUGCAGUGCGAUCAUUAUUGCUUCUAGAAAUGAAUCCCGUCUCCUGACGAGAUAACCUAUUACGCGGUGAUCACUUUUAGAUCCUGACUUAAAUAACCAUUACAGCAAUCAUAUCACCAUUGAUCUACUUAGCUCCUUAGCUCAAUUACAAUUCUCAAUUCUCGAACCAGUCUUGAACAUAAUUCACAGUCCAGUUGAGUAGUAAAGUCUGGAUUGUGCAUAUUACACCAUGAAAUGCCUUAUGUUCGACAAGCAGAAUGGAAUGACCGAACUAGAGGUUCCGGUUCCAGAUAUAACAUCAGACGAGGCGCUAGUCCAGAUUCUGAGAGUGGGAAUCUGCAACACAGACCUGGAGAUUCUCCAGGGCUAUUCGCAGUUUGAAGGCAUAAUGGGCCAUGAGUUCAUAGGCCGAGUGGCUAGACUGCCUAAUGAAUUGAUCUCAUGGGGAGGUGUCUCUGUGGGACAGAGAGUGGUGGGUGACAUCAACAUAUCGUGUGGGAGGUGUCACGUGUGCAUGCAGCAGCAGGGAUCCCCCAUGCAGAAGUACCACUGUCCCCAGAGGAGUGUCAUCGGAAUCCGCAACAGGGCAGGUGCAUUCGCAGAGUACCUCGUGCUGCCCAUUGCUAACCUACAUGCAGUGCACGACUCAAUCAGUGACGAGGCGGCAGUGUUCUGUGAGCCCAUAGCAGCUGCUGUCAAGAUCAUAGAACAGAAGUUGGUCCACAGAGACCAGAUUGUGUGUGUGAUAGGAGAUGGAAAACUGGGACUCCUCAUCUGCGAAGUGCUCUGUGCUGCCAUAGAACUGAAAAGAUUGGUGUUGGUGGGCAAGUACGAGCACAAGAUGAUGUUGAGUGGGGGAGGAGUGGAGAAGUUCGACCACAGCGACAUGACCAAGACACUCUUCAUCGACUACUUCGACACUGUCAUCGAAGCCACAGGAAAUGCUCUGGGAAUUAUGUCGGCCAUCAGCAUGUGUCGGCCAAUGGGCACUGUGGUGCUGAAGACUACAUGUGCGACGAAUGACGUGUUCGACUCCACCCUAGUCGUAGUGAAGGAACUCAAACUAGUCGGCUCUAGGUGUGGGCCCAUUCCAGCAGCAUUGAAACUGCUCAAAGACAAGAAAAUCAACCCUGCCAAAUUCAUCCAGACAGUUUUUCCUUUCUCACAGUGGCAAAAAGCAAUAGAAACAGCUCAGCAGAAAGGCGCUCUGAAAAUCCAGAUGACGAUGUGACAUUUUGAUAUGAACCUGAAGUGCGACAGUUUAGCUGAAUUGACAAAACUAACUUAAUCUAUUUUCUCUCCUUUAAAUUAAACUUUCAAAUGAAGUUCUCCUUGGUAUUUUGCAAUUAGUUUAUCAUACAGAAAUUA
Molecule: messenger RNA, 1388 nt
Organism: Symsagittifera roscoffensis
Lineage: Eukaryota; Metazoa; Xenacoelomorpha; Acoela; Convolutidae
Product: erythritol/L-threitol dehydrogenase-like
Exons: 6
Coding region: 250-1251 (333 amino acids)
Source: RefSeq, a predicted model, not a curated record